AUGAGCGACUGGGAUUCUGUUACCCGCAUUGGAACCAAGCACCGUGCGGGUGCCGCUCCUCGUGAGACCGUCGUCAAGGGCAAGAGCGCUCUAAAUGCCGCUCAGCGUCAGGGAUUGGUCAUUGGAACGGAGAAAAAAUAUGCCACUGGUAACACUGCUGGACGUUCUGGUGCCCCCGAAGGCCAACACUUGACAAAGGUCGAUCGCAGUGACGAUAUCAUCAAGCCCAAGACUGUGGGGGUGCAAGUUGGAGAUGCUAUCAAGAGGCGCCGUGCCGAGGAGGGCUACAAGAUGACCCAGAAGGAACUCGCCACCAAGUGCAACACCACCGUCACUGUCGUUCAGGACUUCGAGAAGGGUACCGCCACCCCUGACCAGAAGGUCCUUAGUGCUAUGGAGCGUGUGCUCAACGUUAAGCUGAGAGGUGCAGACAUCGGAAAGGAGAAAUUCCCCAAGAAAAAGUAAAUUGACCGGGGGUGAGCCCGCGGCUUUUUCCUUGAUGGGAUAGGAUAUCUUUUCAUGAAAUCCUUUUCUUCUUUUCUCUUCACGAUGUCCCUGGAUGUCCCUUUUCGGUUUUCACGUUAAUGCAUUUUAUUGUGCGAUGAGAUCCCCAUUACUUUCUGCUGGU
Molecule: messenger RNA, 628 nt
Organism: Aspergillus alliaceus
Lineage: Eukaryota; Fungi; Ascomycota; Eurotiomycetes; Eurotiales; Aspergillaceae
Gene: mbf1
Product: multiprotein-bridging factor 1
Exons: 2
Coding region: 1-465 (154 amino acids)
Cellular component (GO): nucleus
Molecular function (GO): DNA binding
Source: RefSeq, a predicted model, not a curated record